AUGACGCAGUCUCCCAUGAUCGCCGCGCCGCCCAAGGCCACCAAUGAGAUCGACUGGGUCUCGCCGCUCAAGGCCUACAUCCGCGACACGUACGGCGACGACCCCGAGCGCUAUGCCGAGGAGUGCGCCACGCUCAACCGCCUGCGCCAGGACAUGCGCGGCGCCGGCAAGGAGAGCGUCACGGGGAGGGACAUGCUCUACCGCUACUACGGGCAGCUCGAGCUGCUGGACCUGCGCUUCCCGGUGGACGAGCAGCACAUCAAAAUUCCCUUUACAUGGUUUGACGCAUUCACCCACAAACCCACCACGCAGUACUCGCUGGCGUUCGAAAAGGCCUCCGUCAUCUUCAACAUCUCCGCCGUCCUUUCCGGCCAUGCUGCUAUCCAGAACCGAGAGGACGAUUCCGCACUCAAAGUCGCCUACCACUCGUUUCAGGCCUCGGCCGGCAUGUUUACGUACAUCAACGAGAACUUCUUGCACGCUCCUUCGUUCGACCUCAGCCGAGAGACUGUCAAGACGCUGAUACACAUCAUGCUCGCCCAGGCGCAGGAGAUCUUUCUGGAGAAGCAGGUCAAGGACCAGAAAAAAGCCGGAUUGCUGGCCAAGCUGGCGUCGCAGUCUGGGUACCUGUAUGGACAGGCUGUGGAGGGCGUGCAGGAGAAUGUCACAAAGGCCAUCUUUGAGAAGGUCUGGCUGACAAUGGUCCAGAUCAAAGCCAGUCUUCUCAACUCCAUGGCGCAGUAUUAUCAGGCAAUGGCAGACGACGAAGCGGGCCAGCAUGGUGUGGCCCUGUCACGGCUCCAGGUGGCCGACACCCUCGCCAAGGACGCCGACCGAUUAGCAAAGAGCUUCCCCAGCACCGUGCCGUCCAACGCCAACCUCGGUGCCGACUGCAGCACGCAUCUGCAGGAGAUUACGAAGCGGCAGUGCUCGACGGUGCAGGAACGGCUGCGAGAAGCCAUCAAGGACAACGACUACAUCUACCACCAGACCGUCCCCGCGGAGGCGACCCUACCCCAGAUCGCCAAGCUCCCGGCCGCAAAGCCGAUCCCCGUAUCCGAGCUCUACGCCGGUCAAGACAUCCAGCGCAUCACCGGCCCCGACUUGUUUUCCAAGAUUGUGCCCAUGGCCGUCACCGAAUCCGCCAGCUUAUACGACGAGGAGAAGGCCAAGCUUGUCAGAGCCGAGACGGAAAAGGUGGAUACGGCAAACGGCGAGAUGGCAGCCAGCCUGGACUAUUUACGACUCCCAGGGGCAUUGCAGGUGCUCAAGGGCGGAUUCGACCAGGACAUUCUUCCCGACGAGGAUUUCCGGCAAUGGUGUGAAGACGUGGCCAACCACGAGAAUCCCGUGGACAUCUUUGACUUUUUGCGGAGCGAGAAGGAGUCGAUAGUGUCGACUCUGGACAAGGCGUCCAAGCAGCUGGAUAUGGAGGAGAGCGUGUGCGAAAAGAUGCGAUCCAAGUACGAAAACGAGUGGAGCCAGCAGCCCAGCGCACGCCUCACGACGACCUUGCGGGGAGACAUCCGCAACUACCGGGAAGCUCUGGAGGAGGCCAGCAGGAGCGACGGCCAGCUGGCGGCGAAACUGCGCCAGAACGAGACGUGGUUCGACGAGAUGCGGAACGCCGUCGCAAAUGGCCAGGUUGACCAGCUCUUCUCCAGGGCGGUUUCCCAGGCCAAGGGGCGGAGUAGCAAUGCCGUGAGCCCGGCUGGAAACGAGCCGAAUCUGCUCGAUGCAGACUUUGAUGAAUCCGGGCCCACGGUGGUGGAGCAGAUUGCGAGAGUCGAAGAGAUUCUCAAGAAGCUCAACCUCAUCAAGAGAGAGAGAAAUCAGGUCCUCAAGGACCUCAAGGAGAAGGUGCACAACGACGACAUCUCUCAAGUCCUCAUCCUCAACAAAAAGACGAUAGCAAACUAUGAGCAGCAACUUUUCAAGCAGGAAUUGGAAAAGUUUCGGCCUCAUCAGAAUCGCUUGCUGCAGGCAAACCACAAGCAAUCGGCCUUGAUGAAGGAGCUGACGGCGACGUUCAACACUCUCCUGCAGGACAAGCGCGUGCGCGCGGAGCAGAGCAAGUACGAAUCCAUACAGCGCCAGAGGCUAUCGGCCAUUGGCAAGUACAAGCGCGCGUACCAGGAGUUCUUGGAUCUGGAGGCGGGCUUGCAGAGCGCCAAGAACUGGUACUCGGAGAUGAGGGAGACGGUGGAGAGCCUCGAGAAGAACGUGGAGACUUUUGUAAACAACCGGAGGUCAGAGGGCGCACAGCUGCUCAACCAAAUCGAACAGGAGCGAGCAAACAACAAGAGCCAGCAGGCAGAGCUGGAAAGGGAGCGGCUGAGAGGCCUCAUGGAGCGCAUGUCCAUGGAGCCGGCACAGCCGGCGGCGCCCGCCAGACCACCGUCGGGAAGACCAACACCGGCGCCCCUGAUGCAGCAGCAGAGCCAGACGUCUCGUUACGGCCAGGGCGGCGGCAGCAGCAGCAGCAACGGCUAUCAAGGGCAGUUCCAGAUGCCUACGUCGCCACCGCCGAACCAGCAGAGCUUUGCCGGAUACGCCAGCCCUCCUCCGCAGAGCACCUUUUCACAACCCGUAUACAACCCGAGCACGUACGGCAGAAACCCCGGGCCGACAUCGCCGCCUCCGAACCAGACGUCCUUUGGCAUGAAUGUCAUGAGAGGGCCCCAAUCGCCGCCACCCACACAGACAUCGUUCGGACAACACCAGCCCUACACCAUGUAUGGGGCGUUACCCCAACAGCAGCAGCAGCAGCAGCAGCAGACACAGCAGCAGCACGCUCCUGGAGGAUAUGUGCCACCCGGCUUCGUCCCUCCACCGCCUCCUCCGGGCCCUCCUCCGCUGGGCCCUCAGCAGACUAUUCACUUUGGACAGCAGGAUUUUGAUCCUGCGGUUGGCCACCCAUCAAGCGCGCAGCCUCGGUCGGCCCAAACACAGCAGACGCACGACCCGUGGGCCGGGCUCAAUGCGUGGAAAUGA
This is a messenger RNA of Trichoderma citrinoviride, 2994 nucleotides long. Its product is annotated as BRO1-domain-containing protein. The coding region runs from base 1 to 2994 and encodes 997 amino acids. Gene Ontology annotation, biological process: protein transport to vacuole involved in ubiquitin-dependent protein catabolic process via the multivesicular body sorting pathway. Lineage: Eukaryota; Fungi; Ascomycota; Sordariomycetes; Hypocreales; Hypocreaceae. Gene Ontology annotation, molecular function: protein binding. The transcript is spliced from 4 exons. Gene Ontology annotation, cellular component: endosome. The record is from RefSeq and is a predicted model, not a curated record.